AAAUUGAUAAAUCUUAUCGAAAUAAUAUUAUCGUUACCACAACUUGUAUAUAAAAUACGAUGGGACACAACUUGGCAGUAGUUAACAUCGAAAAGCGACAAAAAAAAGUCAAAGAAGAAGAAAGGCAUCGAAAAUGAAAGUUAUUGUAGCACUCUUGGUUGCCCUGGUUUCGGCCAGUCCUCUGAAUGCUAUCGAACUGCCAGCCACGGGUUCGGGCGCUCUAGCAAGAGAGCUCCAGCCUUUCCUGGACUUGGUCCCGGUUGGAAAGAUUCUCGAAAUAUCGAAAGCCUACCUGGCACAGGAUAAAGAAUUCCAAGCAGUCGUUGAGUUGCUCAGGUCCAACGAAUCGAAACAAUGGGUAGAAGAGAUCGAAGAGGAAGUUGCAUUCAAAAAGAUGCUGGACUAUAUGCAGAACAACGGUUUGGACAUAAAAUUGCUGGUGAACCGCUUCAACAAAGCUCUUGGUAUCCCAUCUGUGGUCUCUAGGAUACAAACCUUCUUCGCUCCUCAUAUCAUGAUCACCGGUGGAAUCGAAGGUUACGUCCAAGAUAUCGGUAGUCUUAUUUCGAUAGAGAAGUUUGAGCAACUCUACGAAGAGAAGAUAGCGAACUCCCAAGUAUUCAAGGAUUUCGUGCACGAAGUGACCUCCGCCGAACAUAUAUCCUUAUACCUAUCCAUUUUCUCGAAUAAGCAUUAUCAAAAUUUGGCACAACAGGUCGGAGACAUGGGAGUCAAUAGAAACUAUUUCGAAGCAUCCGUUCUCUUAAUACUUGUAGUUUCCACUGGCAAUGGUUUUGAUGUAAACUUGGUGGUGAACAAUUUCAACAAAGCUCUUAGUAUCCGACCUCUGACCUCUAGGAUAACAGCUUCCUUGACUCCUUACAAGGUCACCGGUGGAAUCAAUGGCUAUAUGGAGGAUACCGCUUCCCUUAUUUCGAUGGAUGACCUGAUGCGUCUCUACGAAGACAAAAUUGAGCACGCCAAGGUGUUUAGAGACUUGGUGCACGAAGUGGUCUUGAACAAGGAUAAUUUUAGAAAGAUGAAAGUUAUUGUAGCACUCUUGGUUGCCCUGGUUUCGGCCAGUCCUCUGAAUGCUAUCGAACUGCCAGCUACAGGUUCGGGCGCUCUAGCAAGAGAGCUCCAGCCUUUCCUGGACUUGGUCCCGGUUGGAAAGAUUCUCGAAAUAUCGAAAGCCUACCUGGCACAGGAUAAAGAAUUCCAAGCAGUCGUUGAGUUGCUCAGGUCCAACGAAUCGAAACAAUGGGUACAAGAGGUCGAAGAGGAAGUUGCAUUCAAAAAGAUGCUGGACUAUAUGCAGAACAACGGUUUGGACAUAAAAUUACUGGUGAACCGCUUCAACAAAGCUCUUGGUAUCCCAUCUGUGGUCUCUAGGAUACAAACCUUCUUCGCUCCUCAUAUCAUGAUCACCGGUGGAAUCGAAGGUUACGUCCAAGAUAUCGGUAGUCUUAUUUCGAUAGAGAAGUUUGAGCAACUCUACGAAGAGAAGAUAGCGAACUCCCAAGUAUUCAAGGAUUUCGUGCACGAAGUGACCUCCGCCGAACAUAUAUCCUUAUACCUAUCUAUUUUCUCGAAUAAGCACUAUCAAAAUUUGGCACAACAGGUCGGAGACAUCGGAGUCAAUAGAAACUAUUUCGAAGCUUCCGUUCCCUUAAUACUCGUAGUUUCCACUGUAAUUUUAUCAAAACAUUUUCAGGAAUCGAUACAUGUUCUUACAGUUAACGCGAUGCAGUGGAAAACGAAGGAAGGGAAUAGGACUGGAAUAAGAAUAGAAUAUGAGCGGGAUACGAUCUGGUGGUACAACAGUUCGAGGAGAAAACUGCAUGCGAUUAAAGCAAGUCAAAAGAGAAAAGAAGUAUCAAAGAUGAAAGCCAUCGCAGUUCUCUUGGUAGUUCUGGUCGCGGCCAGUCCUCUGAAUGCCAUCAAAGUCCCAGCCACGGGUUCGGGCGAGCUCGCCAGGGAUUUCCAGCAGUUCGUGGACAUAACCCCGAUCGAUGAAAUUCUCGCAGUAUCGAAAGCCUAUCUGGCCCAGGACAAACAAUUCCAAACAGCUAUAAAGUUGCUCAGAAGCAGCGAAUCGAAACAAUGGGUACAGGAGGUCGAAAAGGCACCGGAAUACAAAAUGCUGCUGGACUUUAUAGAGAAAUGUGGUUUUGAUAUAAAAUUGGUGACAAACAACUUCAACAAAGCCCUUGGUAUCCCACCUCUGGUCUCUAGGAUACAAGCUUAUUUGACUCCUUACCGCAAUAUCACCGGUGGAAUCCAAGGCUACGUCUACGAUAUCGGUAGACUUCUUUCGAUGGAUAAAUUUGCGCAGGUUUACGAAGACAGGAUAGCGAACUCCAAGGCAUUCAGGGAUUUCGUGCACGAAGUGAUCUCCUCCAAAUACUUACCUUUCUACCUAUCCGUCUUCUCGAAUAAGCACUUCCAAAAUUUGGAACAACAGGCCGCAAACUCUGGCAUCGAUAGAAACUAUUUCCAUGUUUUCGCUCCUUUACUACUUGUAACUUCCACUAUAGUUUAAAGUUGAAAGUAUUAGGUUUUAUGAACUCAAUUCCAUAAUGCUUAUUGUUCAUUUAUCUCUUAAAGAAUAAAAUAUAAUUAUAUUGCAUUGAAA
Messenger RNA from Bombus terrestris (buff-tailed bumblebee), 2635 nucleotides. RefSeq lists its product as uncharacterized. The transcript is spliced from 8 exons. The coding region runs from base 134 to 2542 and encodes 802 amino acids. Lineage: Eukaryota; Metazoa; Arthropoda; Insecta; Hymenoptera; Apidae. The record is from RefSeq and is a predicted model, not a curated record.